Cornus florida is the source of this 949-nucleotide messenger RNA. RefSeq lists its product as uncharacterized. The record is from RefSeq and is a predicted model, not a curated record. NCBI's taxonomy places the organism in Eukaryota, Viridiplantae, Streptophyta, Magnoliopsida, Cornales, Cornaceae. Bases 109 to 498 code for a protein of 129 amino acids. The transcript has a single exon.
AACAUCAUAGAUUUAUUAUAAUCCAUCAUCUUCUUUCUUCUUCAUAUAUUCUCCUCUGGGACCUCCUCAAUUUUCUCUCAAACCAAACACCUUUCUCUCUCUGAGAAAAUGGCCUCAACUACCAAGUUUUCCUACCAGAGACUAGUACAUGAAGGAGCGUUUGAAGAUGAAGAUGAUUAUGAAUUGAGAGAGAGAAUCAUUGGGAGGGCCAAAAGCUGGUCUAGGGCAAGAAAGGUGCACAUUAGGAAGAGACUAAAGGUCAGGAUUCCAAGCUUGGGGAAGUUCUUGAGGAGAAAAGCUAGGUUGGUUGUGGUUUCAUGGGCCAAGGUUUUGAAGAGAUUGAAGGACAGUAGGUCCCACUUUGGUGAUCUCUUCGCCGGGAACUAUCUCUUCGUGCAGGUCACCCCUACCUCUUUUAAGUACGUUGACAAAUCUUUCAAGGGUACUACUACUCAUCAUGACCUAUCUUCUAGGUACUCUCUUCCAAAGAUUGCUUAAUGACUCAUCGCGUCAAGUUCGGUCUUGUUUAAUGCUGUGUUUGAGUGUAUCAAGGUGUCGAUUCGGUAUUCUUAACUGCAACAUAAAUGUAUUUCUGUAAUGGAUGGCAGAUGACCUGCAUAAAUAAUACGUAUUAUUUAUGCAGGUGUAUACACAGAUUGCUUAAUGACUCGUCUCUUCAAGUUUAAUCUUGUUUAAUGUUAUGUUCGAGUGCGCCAAAAAGACAAAUUGAAAUUAAAAUUAUAGAAAAUUUUAUUUUUCUUCAAUUUCAGUUUCAAAAAGUCGAUUCGGUAUACUCAAACGUAACAUAAAUAUGUCUUUAUAAUAGAGGUAUGAUGAUCUGCAUAAAUGUAUUAUUUAUGCAAGAGUGUACAAUAUUUGCCCAUUGGCUUGGCCGAAGAAAUCAUAAAAUCAAACAAGCAACAAUUUGGCAUGUUGUUAAUUUCCCAUA